Molecule: messenger RNA, 3992 nt
Organism: Aureococcus anophagefferens
Lineage: Eukaryota; Pelagophyceae; Pelagomonadales; Pelagomonadaceae
Exons: 5
Coding region: 4-3975 (1323 amino acids)
Molecular function (GO): calcium ion binding
Source: RefSeq, a predicted model, not a curated record
ACCAUGAACAAGCUCCUCAUCGCCCUCGCUAUCGCCUCGACCGCCGCGUUCCGCGCGCCGACCUCCGUGGUCAAGCCCUUCCGCCCGGCGGCGGCGGCUUUAGAUGUUGAGAGCAUCAAGGGCUCCGUGGCGCCGGCGGACCUCGGCGCGACGAACCAGGCGCUCUACUCCUGGGUCGGCGCGGCCGUCGGCGUCGCGGGCCUCGCCAAGCCCGCGUGGCUCGCGGAGCAGACCCUCGGCAUCGCGACGAACGGCGCGACCGACGUGAUCAUCCGCGGCUCGGCGAUGGCCGCGCUGCUCCUCGGCGCGCGCGCGGGCCAGGAGUCCGAGGCCAACGCGGCCAAGACGGCCCUGCUCUGGUUCGGCGGCUGGUGGUACUUCCUGCGGGGCUCCACGGGCGUCGCGGGCCGCACGGCCGCCGCGUGCGGCUUGAUCGCGCUGAGCGCCGCGCGGCGCUCGGGCGGCCUCUGGAAGUUCGCCACGUCCCUCGACACGGACGGCCUCUCGUCCAUCCUGCCCAAGAACCGCGACGUGACCAUGCAGAACAUCGUCGGCAUGCAGAUGAUGGGCUGGGGCUUCGCGCUCUGGUUCGCGCCGCAGCUCGUCACGGACUCCAUCAUGGGCGAGAAGGCCGCGGUCGCCGCCAUCGCGCUCAAGGGCCUCGCCGUCAACAACCUCGUCCUCGGCGGCAAGGUCAUGGCCGGCACGGAGGACUCCGCGCGCACGAACGGCCUCAUCUUCUUCGGCGCGUGGACCGCGCUCUCGAUCCUCGCGAAGAACGCGGGCAUCGCCUCGGGCCAGUACCUCGUGCCCGUCAUCGCCUGGAACGCCGCCUGCGCGGCCUACACGUCGGCGACGAAGAUCAAGGAGGCGCCGAAGAAGCGCAAGAAGAAGCAGAUCAGCGAGGAGGUGGCCCUCAAAUUACAGCAGAAGUUGAAGGCCGCCUGCCUCAACGACUCGCCCCAGAAGUUCUUCCGCAAGUUCGACAAGGACAAGAGCGGCGACAUGGACGCCGCGGAGCUCACGCGCAUGAUCCGCGUGAGUCUAAAGUUGGGCAAGGACCAGCUCACGGACAACGAAAUCAAAGCGCUCAUCGACGCGCUCGACGACGACGGCUCCGGGUCUUUAAGCCUCGAGGAGCUCGGCGACUUCGUCGAGCGCGGCAGCAAGACCUUCUACAGCGACGCCAAGGCCGGCGACGACGGCGAGAAGGUCGCCAAGUGGGGCGCCAAGGCCGAGGAGCCCGAGGAGCUGAAGAAACUGAAACGCGCCAAGAAGAAGAGCCGCAAGAAGCGGCCGAGCUUCAACGAGGCCGUCAUGCACCGCUUCCAGAUGAAGCUCCAGGCCGCCGUCUUCGGCGCGUCGCCCGCCGAGUUCUUCGCCAAGUUCGACGUGGGCGGCGACGGCACGCUCGACGCGGCCGAAUUAAAAACGAUGAUCCGCAAGAGCCUGCGCAUCCCCGGCUCGGAGCUCAGCGACGGCGACAUCGACGCCUUCGUCAAGGCCGUCGACGACGACGGCACGGGCUCCCUGAGCCUCGCGGAGCUCGGCGACUUCGUCGAGCACGGCGCGACGCGGGGCGGGAAACGGGCGCGACGCACGAAGACGUUCUUCGCCGACGCCGCGACGGCCGAGGCGCUGAGCCAGGCGACGUCCGACGACUCGUCCGUGGGCUCGCGGAGCACGGUCAAGUCCCUGAAGUGGGGCGAGCGCGCCGAGGAGGCCGAGGCGGCCAAGGAGGCGCGGAAGACGCGGCUCGCGAAGAAACGAAGGCCCGACUUCGACCCCGAGGUCAUGCGGAAGCUCCAGGGCCGCCUCCAGGCCGCGACCUUCGGCAAGGAGCCCCUCGAGGUUUUUAAAGCGUUUGACAAGAGCGGCGACAACGUGCUGGAUUUAGCGGAGCUCACGCGGAUGAUCCGCGUCGAGUUAAGAAUUUCCGGCGACGAGAUCCCCGACGACGUCAUCGCCGCGUUCGUCCGCGCCGUCGACGACGACGGCGACGCGACCGUGUCCCUCGAGGAGCUCGCGGACUUCGUGCAGUACGGCAUGGCGACGUUCUACGCGGACCACGCGCAGUCCGCGGAGAACGCGCCACAGCGCGCCAGGGGCAAAUCCAUGGCCUGGGGCGAGCGCGCGCCCGAGGCGCAGGCCGCCGUCGACGCGCGCAACGCGCGGCGCAAGAAGCGGCUCCGGCCCGACUUCGACGCCGCGGUCAUGAAGAAGCUCCAGAUGCGAUUGAAGGAGGCGUGCCGGGGCUUCGACGACGUUAGGGAGGGGCUCAAAGCCUUCGACAAGAGCGGCGACGGCCAGCUCGACGGCGACGAGCUGAAGCGCAUGAUCCGCGUGGACCUGCGCAUCACGGACGCGGACCUCAAGGACUCGGACGUCGCCGCGUUCUUGCGGGUCGUCGACGAGGACGGCUCCGGCUUCGUCUCCGUCGACGAACUCGCGGACUUCGUCGUCCACGGCAUCGCCCACUUCUACAACGACGAGGCGCUCGACGGCAAGAAUCUGGCGCUGCCGCUCCCCGCGGGCUGCGACCCGGAGGCGCUCGGGCGCAUCAUCGGGAGCCUCCAGUCGCGGCUCAAGGGCCGGCCGACGCGGCCCGCGUUCAAGGCGGUCGACGGCGACGGCGACGGCCGCGUGCCCGAGGCCGACUUCGUCGGCGCGCUCCGCGGGGAUCUGCUCAACCUCAGCGAGGACGACCUCGACGCCGACGACGUCGGCUUCCUCGUGAAGAUCGUCGUCGCGGACGACGGCUCCCAGGUCGACGUCCGCAAGCUCGCGGCGCUGUUGAAGCGCGGCGCGGCGCUCUUCCCGAAGAUGGCCGCGGCCGAUCGAAAGCUCGUCGCCGACUUCACGAAGAUCUACCGGCUGCGCGUCGAGCGCGCGACUUCCGCGCGCGUCCUCGCGGAUUUCGAGGCGAAGCAGCCGAAGCGCGACCCGAACCUCGACGUGCCCAAGCUCGGCAGGCGCCUCGCGCCGUUCCACACCCAGUUGUUCGCCUGGCUCGACGACGUCAAGGCGUCCCCGCUGAAGCCGCGCACGGCGAAGAACAUCCACGACUUCGACCAGGCCAAGGGCGCCGUCGGCGGCGGGUCGCUCCGGCACCGCGGCCGCCUGUGCGGCCACGCGAUCAUGGUCAAGGAGGACCUGGGCCCGUCGAACGUGCAGCCGCUCCGGGAGCUGCGCUACGCGCUCAAGUACCACGAGGACCUCGGCUCGAACGUCGCCGCGGGCGCGACCUUGCUCAAGAUGGGCCGCGCGCUCCGGCGCGCGCCGCUCCACCGCGACCACCCGGUCGGGCCGCACCGCGCGCUCGAGCUCAAGUGCGCGGGCGAGGCCUGCGGCGCCGCCGCGCGCUGCUUCGAGAAGGAGCUCGAGAGCGGCCACCCGACCUACGCGCGCGCGGCGCUCGAGGCCGGCGACGCGCUCCUCGCGGCCGAGGACGAGUGGGUCCGCGCGCACGGUUUGGGGGUCGGGGACGACCUCGACGACGCCGCGGAGGCGGAGCGCGUGUCCAUGCUCCAGCUCGCGCAGCGCGUGCUGUCCAACUGCCGCGCGGCCCAGGCCGCCGCCGCCGUCAACGUCAAGUCCAUGGCGCCCCGGGAGCUCGUCGAGUUCUCGAAGACGCAGUGCCUGCUGGCGGUGGUCUUCGCGCGGCAGAAGGUGCCCUCCAAGGCCGAGGAGCACUUCGACAAGUCGCUCAAGCUCUUCUCCCGCCUCAAGCUCAGCCAGCGGAACGCCGUCGCGGAGGACGAGGCCGACUGGCACGGCCACCGGGCCCGCGCGGCCUUCCGCGACGGCGACUUCCCAUUGGCGAAGACGCACAUCAAGGAGCGCGAGGCCCUGCUCGCGAGCGCCGUCGGCGGCGACGACCCGCGGCUCGUGGAGACGCGCCGCGUGCGCAUCCUCUGGGCCCACGAGCUCGGCGCGGGCGCGGGGCCCGCGGGCGAGACGGCCGUUAACUCGUAAGGUUACGCGGCGCUGCG